Molecule: messenger RNA, 1797 nt
Organism: Stereum hirsutum FP-91666 SS1
Lineage: Eukaryota; Fungi; Basidiomycota; Agaricomycetes; Russulales; Stereaceae
Product: cytochrome P450
Exons: 9
Coding region: 157-1527 (456 amino acids)
Molecular function (GO): oxidoreductase activity, acting on paired donors, with incorporation or reduction of molecular oxygen; monooxygenase activity; heme binding
Source: RefSeq, a predicted model, not a curated record
AUCCUUGCACUCGUAUCAUUGUUGUUCAUCAAUCGUGUCAUUCGUCAGUAUCGUUUUGCAGCCCGGUCUAAGGGUUUCCCAUUUCCGCCGGGACCGCCCUCCCACCCUCUGCUCGGAAAUGUUGCUGAGGUAAAAGGCCCUGAUCUCACCAAGAGAAUGAUCGAGUAUAAAGCGCAAUAUGGAGAUGUGGUUCAUUUUAGCGGCUUCGGAACCCAUGUCAUCAUCCUCAAUGCCAUGAAGCCUAUCACGGAACUGCUGGACGUUCGAGGCUCGAAUUAUUCUCACCGGCCCAACUACCUCGUGGCCGGACAGCUGGGAACCGUCAAUCAAAGCACGCCACUCAUGUCAUACGGAGAGCAGUGGCGACUGCAUCGAAGAUUGUCCAAGCCGGCACUGAACGUCGUCGCGGUGAAGAAAUAUUGGCCUUUGGAACAACGAUGCGCCACGUUGAUGUGCAAGUCGCUACUAGAUUCGCCGGAUGAUUUCUUCGAGCAUGUCCGAAUGGCCUCGGGCAGAAUUAUUCUGUCCAUCACAUACGGCAUACCGCUUUCUGAGGUCGAUUCCUACGUCGAGACGGCCAGGAAGACCAUGCAUCGAAUUGGCGAAUCGGUCCUACCAGGUACCUAUAUGGCCGAUUUGGUCAAUCUUCUGCCAUGGUUGAGACAUCUGCCGUUGUGGUUGAACCUGCCAUUCCAGCAGGAUGCCAAACGUAUCCGCAAUCUGGUCACCCACUUGUGUUGGGAUCCGUUCGAGUAUACACAGCGCACAAUGGCAGCAGGGACUUCAACGCCGUCCAUCAUCAGCGAUGUCCUAGCUGUUCAAGAAUCUGAAUUCGGCAAUAUUGAUGGUAAAUGGUUCGACCACAACUUGUCGUGGGUUGGAGGAUCCCUGUUCGGAGCUGCUGUCGAUACAACACACGCCACAGUCCUUACCUUCAUCCUUGCAAUGGCACACUUCCCACGCGUUCAAGCCAAAGCCCAAGCCGAGCUUGAUGCAGUCCUCGGAUCCGAUCAUACGCUUACCCCGGAGGACAAAAAGGACCUCCCAUACAUGUGCGCUCUCAUCAAGGAAAUAAUGCGUUAUCACCCGGUCAUGCCCAUGGGUUUCGCUCGUCGUACAGGCGAAGACGACUGGUACGACGGCUACUUCAUUCCCAAAGGGACCUUGCUGUUGUGGAAUGCGUAUGCUCUGUGCUACGAUAAAGAGGUAUACAAGAGUGAAAAGUACCCUGUGGACGAGGUGUGGCCAGAGCGCUUUUUGGAAGAGACUGACAAGGAGAUGGAUCCCUACGGGUGGGUGUUCGGGUUCGGCAGAAGGAAGUGCCCUGGGCUACAUGUCGCGGAGGAUUCCAAUUUCAUGCUCAUCGCCUCGAUCCUUGCAAGCUUCGACAUCACGCCCUUGAAAGAUGGACCUCCAAAGGUGGAUUUCGUCAAGUUGCAGCUGGUCAGCCCGCCUGAGGACUUCAAGGUAUCCAUACAACCGAGGUCACCGGCGCAUGCAGAGCGAAUCAGAGCCAGUGUCGUAUAGGAGGUCUCAUAAUCAUACUAUACCCAGAGACUUUUCUUCAGCAGAUUUGUGAAUAUUUAUUUCCACGUUACACGAGGUCAGGGACAUUUCUUAGCGAGGCUCCCAGUUGUCGUGCUUUUGUGGCGCCACCAUUCGGCGGUAUCGUGCAGGUACAGUCAUUCCAUGGUCCUUGAAACGAACAUUCGUCGAUGUAGUACCUGGUGUACUUUUAACGUACCUUUCAUGCGAGUAUUUUAUAUCCCGAUCCAUAUAAAUAUGAUACACCGGUAG